UUGACCACCUUCGAUCUCUCAAGCAGUCCUGUGUACCUCGGUGGAAUCGCGGAUGUAGAGAGCCACUUCCUGGAGGAUGUUGUGCCUUCAAAACAGUCGUUUGUUGGAGCCAUUCAGAAGGUGGUCCUUAAUGGAGCUGAGCUUGUACUGGCUGGAGGCUCACAGAAGAAGAGCGAUCGUCUGAAGGAGACCCAGUUGGAGCACUGGGAAGCGACUACUCAAUGGCAGGGACCACCAUGUGGAGACAAUUACUCCACGUGUGCAAAGGAUAGAGAGACGCUGAAACGCAUUUGUCGACCACUGGGAAGUAGUUACGAGUGCUCCUGUUCCACUCCACUCACACACAUGUCCUUUGUGCGUCAUUUGACAGCCUCAUUGGGCGACGUAGAUCUGCUUCACAACUUGACCGCUCAACGGGAGAUUUCGGCAAAAGCUGAGGCUAUGGCGUGCGACGCACUGGCGACGAGGCUUGGAAUGGCCUCUAAAGACCUGCAACACGAUGUACCUGGUAAAGACAAUGAAAUUGGCGCCCCGUUGAGUGAAGAAGAGCGAAAGGAGGUGCAAGCUGGUGAAAGACGCAUGGGCGACUCAAGAGAAGCAGCAGUUCUCUACAAGGGCUCCGUUCUCUUCUCUGGAAGCACUGUUAUCAAUUACCAUGGUCUCAUAGACAAAGACAACACUGUAGACAAUGUUCGCAUUCAACUGAAAACGGAGACCUCGGAUGGGUUGGUGGUGAUGAUUCCAGAACGGAGUCAUGGAAUGGAAGAGUUUGUCGCGAUUUCAUUAGUCAGUGGACGACCAGAGGCCUGCCUCUCCCUUAGAAGCUCGCACCACUCACCUCCACUCAAUGUGGAUACCUCUCAUUCGGAGGGAAAGCGAGUGACAACGUUGAAGGCAGCACAAUUCGUGGCUGAUGGUGAUUGGCACAUUGUUCACUUCAUCAGGAAUAGAGGCCACAUCUCGUUGAUAGUGGAUGACCAGAUGGUGUCCGGUGAGUUGGCGGGUACAGAUGGCGUGCUAAACAAUGAGGGCAACAUUUGGCUUGGUGGCGCUUUGGAACGGGUAACCACAUUGCCAUGGCAGUACCAGCGCAACUUCACCGGCUGUAUCUCAGCGCUCUUCCUCAAUGAGGUUUCAAUCGCCUUGCUAGGCGAUGCUGAUCUCCUCUACGGCACCAUUGCCUCAUGUUCAUGA
Messenger RNA from Hydatigera taeniaeformis, 1194 nucleotides. NCBI's taxonomy places the organism in Eukaryota, Metazoa, Platyhelminthes, Cestoda, Cyclophyllidea, Taeniidae. The record is from the annotation of a GenBank genome assembly.